AAUCACUGGAAGCCGGUUCCGAAAAUUUACACGUAGCAUUCGUCUGACAGUUGUGUACUUGUUUGGAUAACUCAUCAUGGGCGUCGACGAGGAGAAUAAUUGUGACGACUUUGAGAAGGCAGCUGAAGAGGUGAAGAACCUCAAGGCACGUCCCACGGACGAGGAACUUCUAGAGCUGUACGGUCUUUUCAAGCAGGCUACAGUUGGAGACUGUAAUACCAGUCAACCCGGUAUGUUCGACCCCAAGGGCCGUGCGAAGUGGCAUGCCUGGAACGGAAGAAAAGGAAUGUCUCAAAGUGCUGCCAAGGAGACUUACGUUGCCGAAGCCAAGAAGCUACUCGAGAAAUACGGCAAGCAAUAGAAGGCCAGCCCUGUCGAGAUUCUGUCGAUUUUAAAGAUGGAAUUUAAUGCGGCAUUGCAGUUCACGAGUAUUUCCUAACUUCACAGAGGCACUACUGCUUUAUACUUAAACUGUCGAUAUUAUUUUGGAGCAAUACUCAGUAUUGUGUAUAUUCUAUGGCAAGCUUUGAGCUGUAUCAGUUUUUUUAUAUGGCACAAAUAAAAUUUCUUUAUUGAGAA
Ornithodoros turicata is the source of this 579-nucleotide messenger RNA. RefSeq names its product acyl-CoA-binding domain-containing protein 7-like (gene Acbp1). NCBI's taxonomy places the organism in Eukaryota, Metazoa, Arthropoda, Arachnida, Ixodida, Argasidae. Gene Ontology annotation, molecular function: fatty-acyl-CoA binding. The transcript is spliced from 5 exons. Gene Ontology annotation, biological process: fatty acid metabolic process. The coding region runs from base 77 to 361 and encodes 94 amino acids. The record is from RefSeq and is a predicted model, not a curated record.